This is a messenger RNA of Drosophila obscura, 2097 nucleotides long. RefSeq names its product larval serum protein 1 gamma chain. The record is from RefSeq and is a predicted model, not a curated record. NCBI's taxonomy places the organism in Eukaryota, Metazoa, Arthropoda, Insecta, Diptera, Drosophilidae. The transcript has 3 exons. The coding region runs from base 35 to 2074 and encodes 679 amino acids.
UUUAUUCUUGAUCUCCCUCUCGUAAACAAGUGCCAUGCGAUUUCUAUACCUCUUAUCACUCAUAGGUUUCCUAUGGCUUCACCUGAAUGGUGUCUCAGCGGGAGGAAUAGCUAAUCGUUACUUUCUGGAGAAGCAACGAUUCCUGCUGGAGAUACUCCACCAUUUGCACGAACCUCUGCUGAACGAUCAGUGGCGUUCGUUGGGUGAACAUCUGGUCAGCGAUAAGACCCAGUAUGUGGUCUACAAUGAUCAGAUGGCUGACUUCUACGAGGCUCUUAGUCGGGGUAGACUUGUCCCCAGGGAGGUGUACUUUAAUCCGCAGUUCCCCAAGCAUUAUCAGCAAUCGCUGGGUCUGUUUUACUUUUUCUACCACACACGCGACUGGAUUACCUUAUGGCAGAACAUCUGUUGGGCCCGGGUUCAUGUGAAUCCGGGCCUCUUCCUGCACGCUCUCAGCCAGGUGCUGCUCAAGCGGGAGGACUAUCAGGCGCUAGUCAUGCCCAAGAUUUACGAGCUGUGGCCCGAAUCGUACCACAAUGAGGCGACCGUGAGGAGUGCACGAAAUUUCAACUUUGCCAAUUGGAUUAGACAGCAAAACGCUUUCACGAAUCAGCUGCAGGAGGUGCAACAGAUUCUGCCCCAAGAGCUGCAGCCCAUCUGGCUGGAGGGAAAUUUACGCAGCUCCACCAAGUGGUUCGAGGCCAUGGCUGAUGUGCAUAUUCUCCGACUGACGGAACCACAGCGAGGACAGCACAGCCUCCAACAGCUCAUCGACGACAUUGGCUGGCAGUCCUACUGGUACUACAUCAAUAUGGGCAUCGCCCAGACUGAGAACAGCUCGCAGGAGCUCCAGGAGUGGUGGUACAACCAGUUAGGACAGCUCUUGGCCCGCUACAAGCUGGAACGUUACGCCCAGCAGCUACCAUACAAACACUUGACCCUUCUGAAGGAGGAUAACCGGAGUACGCCUCACCUGCUGACCUGGCUAAACCAACGUUUUAGGCAAGUGACCUUGUCCACCACUAAAAAGGUGACGGAAGCAUUGCAAACCCUAGAGACGAACGUUGCAGAAGCAAUUUUCUCUCGAAGAUAUAUGCUAACCAAUGGAUCCACCAUAGAUCUGGAAGCAGCUGAUAACUGGCGGAUCGGCUUGAGGGAACUAUUUCCCUUCGACCUGACACAACUGCAAACGGAGUCGGCCAGUGAGCCCCAACUGCUCCUCGAUCUUCGCACUUCACUGCGAUCGCCCGACUUCUAUUACUACGCUGAACGGUUGCUCCGUUCGUAUCGAUGGUAUCGCCAGGCUCUUCAGCCCACCCUCAAAAGUUCGGUUAGACCCACCGAUUUGCGCAUUGAUGCCAUGGAGAUCACUCCACUGAUCACCUACGACGAACCAGUGGAUGUGGAUCUAAGCAAUCUCCUGCAUGCCAGGCACUUUAACUACGACGGACACUUCAUGUGGCCCUUUACCCUGCAGCAACGACAGUAUCGACUGCAGCAGGAGCCCUUUAGCUUUAGCCUUCAAGUCACCAGCAACAAGACCCAAUCGAUCAUCAUCCGAUUGUUUCUCACUACCGCAGAGAAUGGGUCUGGGUCUGUCAAUCGAGAGCCAUUCUAUCAGUUGGAUUCCUUUCUGACGGUGCUCUAUGAAGGUGUGAACCGAAUUACCAGAGAUUCUCGGCAGAUCAGUGGCCUGAUAGGUGAUCACAUCUCUCUCACCGAACUACAUCAAUAUGUGAGGUUGGCCGAACAGGAAGACUUCGAUUUUCCCCUGAAUAUAUCCACACCUAACUGCGGCUUCCCCCGGCGUUUGAUAUUGCCCCGCGGAGGUCGACAAAAGCCCCUGCGGUUGCGCCUUCUGAUCGUGGCCACGGUUUAUGACUUCAAGGCUAGGCAGGCCAACGAACUGAACUGUGACUUCAGCAAGGGGGUCAGCCGAUGGGACGAGCUACCCUUGGGUUAUCCCUUCGAACGGUAUUUGGAGCAGGAGACUGAGGCGGAGCAUCUAUUGGGAGAUCACUCCUUCUGGCAGCCUGUGGAGAUCACCCAUUUGGAUCGUUUGCACCGUGAAUAAAUAAAGAUUUAUAUGCACUUCUG